CCUCUUAUCUUCAUUUAUCCCUCCCUCGCCCUCCUAUAAAAAAUUCACCAAGCCAAACUCCAACUUCUUCACUUCUCCUCAUCGGCAGUUUUUAUCUGUGUUUCAAUGCUCAUCACCCUCAAAACAAAGACACCAUUCCCUCUCAAAUUCUCAUUUCCAAUCUUAACUUCCUUUAAUUCCUUAUAUUCAACACUACCCUUAAACCCUAACCACGAUAAUCUCAAAACCCCACCUCAAAGCCCCACUGCAAUACCCUUAUCUGCACCACAACUCAAAGCCUUAGUGCUUAGCCAAUUCUUCCAUGGCAAUUUCUUCAAUCUCAUACAAAAUGUCGUCGCUUUGCCCUCUGUUCUCCUCUCUGCCUCAGAAAACCUUGUUACUUCCCAUUAUAAUGCCUCCAGCUCGCCGGAGUCAACUGGGUUCCCUCAGUCUCUUUACCACUCAGUCUCUAGGCAUUUCUCGAUUGAAGAAAUGGGUCGAGAGAUUUCUGAUAACCGGUUGGAUAUCGAGUCUAAUUCUGUCAAAAUGGCAGGUAAAGGUGAGUCCUUGGUUUUGCCCAAUUUGAAGCUCAAACUUUUUAUUGAAGCUAUUAGGCUUGUGUUAGAAAUUGUAUACGAUGAUCGUUUUGUUACUUUUUCUUAUGGUGGACGUGUCAAUAUGGGGCGGCACACGGCUAUAAGGUACCUUAAGAACUCGGUGAAAAACCCAAGUUGGUGGUUUAGUGUUUGCUUUAAUAGUGUCAAGUUUGAUAGUAGGAAUGUAGAUAAGUUAUGCUUGUUUAUGGAAGAGAAAAUUAAGGAUAGGAUUUUGAUUGAUGUGAUAAAAAAGUUAUUUGAAUGUGGAGUUUUGAAAAUUGAACUGGGUGGGUUUUAUUUGGGUAGGGGAUUUCCUCAAGAAUGUAGGUUGUGUUCAAUUUUGAUUAAUAUUUAUUUUAAUGGGUUUGAUAGAGAAAUUCAAGAAAUGCGUUUAGCAAUUGGCAAACAGAAUCCCAAAUUUGAAACAAAUGAGAUUAGUGAAAGGUCCAACUCCUUUUAUAAGCCAGUCAAGGUAUAUGCAGUUAGGUACUUGGAUGAGAUCUUAGUAAUUACUUCAGGCUCAAAGAUGAUGACCAUGGAUGUGAAGAAUAAGGUUUUGAAACUGUUGGAAAAGAAUUUGGAGUUGGAGGUAGAUAGAAUAAAGACAGCUAUCCAUAGUGCAGUUUCAGAGAAGAUUGAUUUUUUGGGGAUGGAAUUGCAGGCUGUCCCACCUUCAGUCUUGCAUCCUCCUAUGUCAGAAAAAGCAAUCAGAGCAAGGAAGAAAUAUCUUAGACAGAAAGAAGUUAGGGCUUUGGAAUUGAGAAAUGCACGGGAAAGGAAUAGGAAGAAAUUGGGUUUGAAAAUUUUAAGUCAUGUUUUUAAGAAGUUAAAGCAGAGUAAUGGGUUCAAAAUUGACUUCCAAAUUGAGAAUGAAGUGCGAGAAAUCUUUGCAACUUGGGCAGAUGAAGUGGUUCAAGAGUUUAUGGGGUCCUUGGAAGAGCGUUGGAAUUGGCAUAGAAUGCUCACUGCAGGUGAUUUCCUUUCUUUGAGGCAUAUUAGAGAUCAAUUGCCACAAGAGCUUGUUGAUGCUUAUGAUAGGUUCCAAGAGCAGGUGGAGAAGCAUUUGUCACUAGUUAAGGCUAGAAAGGCAUUGGAGGAAGAAGAAAGGAGAGUUGAAGAAGAGGAGGAAAGAAAGCAUGCUGAGAGAACAGUGGAGGAUCUGACAAGGCUAUGCAUGAAAGUCUCUGCGCCUAUAGAACUGGUAAGGAAGGUUGUUAAGAUGGCUGGGUUUACAAAUAAUAUGGGCCGUCCUAGAUCAAUUCACUUUCUUACUAUUCUGGAAGACGCUGAUAUUAUAAAGUGGUAUGCAGGGGUUGGGAGAAGAUGGCUUGAUUUCUUUUGCUGCUGUCACAACUUUAAGAUGGUAAAAACAGUUGUAAGUUAUCACUUGAGGUUCUCUUGUAUUCUGACACUAGCAGAAAAGCAUGAAGCAACAAAACUUGAAGCUAUUAAACAUUACACUAAAGAUUUGAAAGUCAUUGAUAUGGAUGGAAAUGAAGAAGUACACUUUCCCACCGAGAGAGAGGUAAAGAUAAUGGGAGAUAAAAAUCUCUCAGAUCCAAAACCUGUAGAUGGGGCUUUAUCAUUGGCAUUGAUCAGACUGGCUUCCGAUGAGCCAUCACAUUCCUGCGUUGUUCAUUUCUGUGAUAGAACAAAUACUAUUGUAUACCGGGUGAGGUUACUACAAAAUCUUUCAAAUGUGAAGGGGAUGGGUGCCAUUCACAAAUGCGUGGACCGAAUAUGCCUCCCUUUAUGUUCUGAUCACUUAAAUGAUUUAUAUACUGGGAAAAUUACUCUUCAAGACAUUGAUUGCACAUCAUUUGUGGAUGUGGACUGAACAACAUUUGUAAUAAUCAAUUACAGAUGUCAUAGGUGUUAAGUCUUAAAGCUACCGAUGAUCUGAUGCUGAGAUCAACCUGUUGCUUUCUAUAUACAAAUUAACCAGUUGCUUUUGACACACAAAUAGAAUCAGGUAGUCACUCCAUGCUUUGUUUCCAUAUAGAGUGAUUUAUGUUUUGGACAGGCUCAGGCAAGGUCAAUACUGAAACGCAUUUGUUAUUAGCAAUUCCUGAACCUAUAGCGCAUCAAUGAAAUGAAAAUGAUUGUUUCAUAAAGUGAGUGAUCAUUACAUACAUUUAUUACUGUGAAUGCAAGGAGCAGUAGAAAGUUGAUGAUCUUGUUUGGAUAGAGAGUUGAUGACCGAUGAAGCAAAUUGUUGGAGAAAGUUCUUCAAAGCAAGAGUGAAACUACGAGUAAAAGUGGUAAUUCUCUUUCCUGGUUCCUAUAAUUUGGAUUUGGCAUUUCUUACAUCUUUUUAUGGGAAUAGAGAUUAAUUGACUUUGACUAAAGCAAAGGGAAUAAGGCAUGUUUGGCGUUGCUAUUGCCUAUAAGUACUAAAUGUGAGUGAUGUGAAUUUGAGUUAGAGAAUGAAUAGCUAUUUACUAAAUUUUAUCAAUGCAACUUGUUAGUUAUUUGAAAAAACUUCAACUAUGUUUUUUUUUGCCCCCCAAGAUUAGCCUUUGGCAUAUGAAAAUCAUAUUGUAAAAGUAAAUCAUCAAAAGAAUUUCUUCCAACUUUUUAUCUAAAAAUUACGAUUAACAACAAUAGUGCAAAACAUGCUCUAAUAUUUCACAGAAGAAAUUAGUUAUGUAACAUGACCUAACAUUAUACAAGAUAGUUAAUCUUAUGUAUCGUUUGAAUGAACAAGUUGAGAACCUUACAAGCCAUCUUCUAGACAGUGUAACCAUGAAACCUUUUUGGGAUUCGAGGCUUUUAGUUGGUUAAUGAUGGAUAAAUUGUCAUCCACCCUGUUUUUAUCUUUGCCCAAGAACCUGGUAAUCAUUGCAUGUUUCAGCAGCUCUGUUUUGAUUGGAAAAUAGCACUGCAAAACCAUCUCUUCCUUAAUCUUGUUUUUCAUUUACCUGGAGGAGAUUUAUUCAUCCAUUCUUGACAUAUUGCUAAUUUAUUGCAUUUCCUCCUCUUAUGAAUCCUACUGAUAUUGCUUUGAAAGGAAUCCUAGUAUUAUUUUGGCACACCAAAUCCAGCAAGUUUUUAUCUCCUCAAAGUAUGUAGAUGAGUGUCAUGGGACCAUCAAAGUGAUGUUUUAACAUCUUUCCAUAUAGACAACUGCAUGAUUAUCUUUGAACUCAAGGACACAGAGGUAGGAACCUAUAGAACAGAAACUGUUGAAGUAAGGUCGUGCCCUUACUUUUUUGGAACCUGGUGUUUAUACUAGGUUCAUUUUUUCAUACAAGCUUAAUUGAGUAGUCGAUGUGGAUUGCUUAGCUGUCAUCAUUGUCUAUUAACCUAAUAGCAGAGAAUGCUGAUUUGCUCAUAUUACUUUGGUGACUAACCCUUUAUCUUCUUUUUUUUCUUCCUUUUAUUAUUUUUUUAUUGGUACUGGAAUUGUUGACUUUUUUCUAUUUCAUAAAUUUAUAUUUAAUUUAAUUGGAUGAAUUUAUUACAAGCUCAAAUUUAUAUAAGAUCAAAUUGACUAGCUUUUAAUUUAAAUAUUUGUGAUGAAAUUCAUGCAUGGUCAAUUAAGAUAUGUAUGUACAUAAUUGAAAUAAUAUGUUGACCCUGCAUAAAUCUUAUAAUAAAUAUUUGAUCUAAAUAUUACUUGACUCAUUCUUAUAUGAAUUAAAACUUAUAAUAGAUGCACCUAAUUUAAUUUGAGAGAGAAUCAAAAUAGUAUAGUGAAAGUGAUUGACUAUUGCUCUCUUCUUUUGGGCUUAAGCAUGUUUAUGCAAUGAAAUUAUUGUUUUAAAAAAAUGGUUUUUACUGUGUAUUGCUUCCUAUAUAAACUCACUAGUUUUUUUCCCCUUUAUUUAUAGUAGGUAAUUAUAUAUUGUCACCUCUCUUAGGAGAUAAUAUUAGAACUUUUUAUGCAAAAAUAAUGUGAUAUUAUUAGUUUUGUCAUAUUCAUUUCAAUAUUGAAUGAAGAACAAAAACCAAACUAAAUUCAGAAAAAGAAAAAUUACACAUUCAAAGUAAGAUAAAAAGAAAAUAUGCAUAUAUAGAGUGUUUGAUUUAGCUGUUAGGUACAAUUGCUAGUUUAAUCCUGAACAAGCUAACUUAAUUUAUUUAAUGAAAUUAGGUGAUUAGUAGUUAUUCUUUGUUAAAAUACCUAACAACUGUUCACUGUAAAUUAUCAUUUAUUUAGCUUUUCUUUUUUAAUUGAUAGUUGUUUUGAAGUUAUUUUGUGCUUGCACUAAAGUUUUUAUUAGAUCUAUUAAUAAUAAAUUAUCUUUUUUGAAAAAGAUUAAUUAUUAUGCAAUCAAAUCAUAUAGAAAAUAUAAAUAAUUAUUAAAAUGUUUAUAAUAUAAUAUUAGCAAUAACUAUAAUAUCCAUAUUUGUAGGCAAAAAAAAUAAUUUAUUGCAAAUAUAUACAUAUUUAUUGGAAUUUAUUAAUUUAAAAAAAAAAACAAAAUUGUCAUUUGAUAUACCUAAUAAUGACAUCAGCUAGAAAGUUACAGUAAAUAAUUAUUCCCUUCAUCCUAUUGUAAUAGAUGAUUUAGAAAAAUUUUAUUAUCCCACUUUAUUUGCUAUUUUAGAAAAUCAAUAAAGCAUUAAUUAUUUUUUACCGACUUUGCCCUUGUCUAUUAUUAUUUAUAAUGCAUUUAUCUCUUCUUAACACCUUCUUAACACUAUAAGGGUACUUUAGUCAAUUAUUACUUUUUUUUUUUAAUGAUGCUAUCCAAUCAUUUUCUUAAUCCUUGUACAAAAACUUUAAAAAGUUAUUGAAAUGGGACUGAAGGAGUAAUAUUUAUAAACUAUUAGCAAUUGAGCAUCAACUUAGCAGUAGCUAAUUAAUUAUGACCAAAAGACACAGCACUUAUACAAAUAACAAUACAUUCCCAUGAGAGCUUCAACAUCAUCUUCUCUCUCUAAUUAAUAUAUAAUGCAUCAUUUUUAGCUUCCAAUUAUUUUUUUUAAAAUUUUUUUGAAAGUAAUAUUUUACAAUGAGUAAUGUAUAGCAGAUAUGUGAAUCUGCAAAGCACAGAUGUUGAUGCUGCUUAUGGUUGAGCAGUUUCUUCAUGGAUCAGGUUUGACACUGGUGAUAUGUAAUUUGUACAAGCUCAUAAAUUUCGCUAUGAACUCUGCAGAUGGAAACAAAGGUGAGCUUAAUUUAUGAAAAUAAAAUAAAAAAACCACUCUAUUUUUUGUAAUUUAUUUCCAUUGCACUAUACUAUUAACUUACUUGUGAUUUGUGUUAUUAUUUGGCUAACAAUGUUAUCAGCUGUUGGAAGUUAGUUUUAGUUUUUGGUCUUCCAAUCUCAAAUUACAAUUGUCAAUCCAAAAACAGGCCCUAAAAUUGAACCUAAUUGUUGUUUUCUUUUAUUAAGCUUGUGUAUCUUGCUCAUCUGACCCUCUAUUUAACAUAAACUUUAUACAUUUAGUUGCUCAAAAGGAAAAAGAAAUCAAUAAUAAUAAAAAUUUGCAUAUUAUUGCAUUUUACCUUCAAUGUUAACGUAUUUCUGAAAUUUCUGAUUUGCAGGAUCCUGAGGCCCUUUACCAUCUUGUAAAAGCAGUUUUUCUCUUAAACUGUAAUCCCUGUGCAGAUUGUCAAGUUGCUGCUGGCAGAACUCAUCCAAAUUCUUUUUCAGCUCUUCCAACAGGCUCUGUAUCAGGACGACAAAAGUUAUGAACUUACUGAAUCAAUUGCAAAACAGAUAAAAAGGAUAGUAAGUCUCCCACUUCGCAAAUAAAUUCAGGGGACACAUCAUGCCCCAUUAGAUUUUGAAGCUUCCCACGAAUGAUAUAUAGCCUGCAAAGAUACAAGCGAAUUGGUACUCAAAAUUUAUGGGAGAUUACAUAUGAUGCAAGAUCCAAGCUCUAAACCGAUAACUUGGGAACUAACAAGACAGCAGAAUGAGAUGUGAUAAUCCCGGCUGAGAAGGGCAAAAUUCAUACAGGGUCACCAGGGCAAAGGAAGGCAAACAUAUAUACUUGAAUGAUAUGGAUUAGGUCACCUUCUCUUCCAUGAAGCCUCUAACGAGCGAAUGGCUUGACGAAGAUUAUUCUUCGAGUUUAUGGCAAUACUUUCUGCGAAUUGGUGUGGCAAUUUUAUACCUUCUUGUUCGGCUAUAUAUUCUAAGACUUCAACAAUCUAAACUUAGAAAAAUUCCAAUGUGUUAAAAAUCCUGGAGAAAGCUUGAAUAUCAUAUUAAUCACAAGAAAUCCUGUUAUAGCA
Messenger RNA from Hevea brasiliensis (rubber tree), 6768 nucleotides. RefSeq names its product nuclear intron maturase 3, mitochondrial. Gene Ontology annotation, biological process: mRNA processing. The transcript has 2 exons. NCBI's taxonomy places the organism in Eukaryota, Viridiplantae, Streptophyta, Magnoliopsida, Malpighiales, Euphorbiaceae. Bases 106 to 2412 code for a protein of 768 amino acids. The record is from RefSeq and is a predicted model, not a curated record.